AAGCGGUUUCCACGCUGAUAUUUCCAUUUAAAUGGCAAUGUCCAUAUAUUCCAUUAUGUCCUCUUGGUUUAGCUGAAGUCUUACAUGCUCCAUUACCAUUUCUGAUUGGAGUUGAUUCAAGAUUUUUUGAUUUAUAUGAGCCACCCACAGAUGUAACUUGUGUGGAUCUGGAUACUAACACUAUAACACUUUGUGAAGAUAAAAAACAUUUAACAGCAAAACUACUUCCUAAAAAACCAACAAGAACAUUAAAGAAUACUUUAGAAAAACUCAAUGAAAAACUUGAUGAUCUCCAAAGAACUUAUAAAGCUACUUCCAAUAAAAGUAUUGAAGAAACUAAUAUUGAUAGAGAUUUUUUAAAAAAAAGGAAAGAGCAUGAAUUAGAAUUAGAGAUUCAGGAAGCUUUUCUUCGUUUUAUGGGGUCUGUACUAAAAGGAUAUCGAUGGUAUCUAAGGCCUAUUACUAAAGCACCUACAGUAGGGGCAACAGAUACAAGUUCAUUGUUUGAUUUGCAAGGUUUUUUAAAAUCCAGAGAAAAGACAAAUGUGAAAUUUUAUUCCCUUUUAACAAAAACUCAAAUGUUUAUAAGGUUUAUUGAAGAACGAUCAUUUGUUUCCAAYAUGGAUGCUGCUUUAGAAUUUUUUGAUGAGUGUUCAGAAAAGAUUGAUUUUGAAAACUAUGAUACAAGACUGAUAGAACUUGACACAUGUGGCGAAAGUGAAAGGACUGUGUUCAUUAUGCCUCCAGAAAUGAACGAUUUACCAUUUGAUACUCAGUAUACUUAUGAAAAUGGGUUUAUCUUAAAUUCUGAUUUAUUAAAGUGUAAAGAGUCGAAAAAUUAUUUGAAAGUAAAAAAUGAUGAGCAUCUACCGAUUCCAGGUAGUCCAAUGGCUAGACGUACCAAACAUGAAGUAAAAUCAGCUCAAAAACUGGCUCGUAAAUAUUCUACAUCUCCUAGUCUUUGGGCUAAAUUUUUACUGGGAACAUGUUAUAGUUUAUGGUUUAUUCAUUUACCAAGUCAUAUUCUUCAAUCAGAAGAACGUGCCGCAUCUACUCUGCGUUCAGCAUAUGAGUUAUUAAAUAAAUUUCAAAAAACUGGUGUACAUUUAUUGACUGAUGAGGUUUGCUACAGGGUUAUGAUGCAGUUAUGCGGUAUUUAUAAUCAACCAAUGCUGGCUGUAAAACUAUUACUUGUAAUGAAACGUUGUGGACUUCAUCCCAAUGCAAUAACAUAUGGCUUUUAUAACAGAGCUUUGUUAGAAUCUACUUGGCCGUCUGAUUUAAGAACACCUAGUCAACUGCUAUGGAAAAAACUUAGAAAUGUAGUAUUAAGUGCAGCAUUGUUUAAGAAAGCUGGGGCCCAGAAUAAAAAACGAAGAAAUUUAGAAGAGGAUAAAAAUUCCCAUACCUCUUUAGAAAGCUUGUCUACAACAGAAAAACAACCUUCAAUAUCAAAUACACCUAGAAAAUUAUCCAUAAAUGUUGAAUCCAAUUUCGGAUUAAGAAGUCGUCCUACAAAUAUUGUCAAACAGAUAUCCUUAUCUACAGAAGAUGAACAAUCAUGGAGUUCACAACAAUUUGAAAGUAGUGCUGGCCUCUUGAUGACUACUACUUGUUCAAGACCAAGUUCAGCUUGUUCGAAACAAAAUAGUGAUUCAAUAUCUAUCGAAAGUGAAUCUGAUUUAAAAAGAGGCCGUAGUGGGUCUCUAACAGAUGAAAUACGUCUUCAAAUUUCACCAAGAAGACAUCAUCAUUAUCAUCAUACACUUCACAAUUCAUCCAAUGACAAAUCUUCUGAAUUACUGAAAUUAUUAAAACGUUCAAAAAGUUUUGGUAAUGAUGCUCAGAUUCUGAAAAAUCUUAAUGAUCUAAAAUACCAAACAGAUUUUAAAAAGUCAAAUGGCAUAUCUAAAAAGCUUGUGUUUGAUGGUUUGAAAUCUUUUGAGUCUUCAUUAGAAAAUCUAAAUGAAGAAAGUACUCCUAAUCGUUUUGCUGAACCAGCACAGCGAACACCAGUAUUUGAAAAUGAUCCUUUGGGGGCAUUUCAAGAACAAUCAGAACCUGUUCCCAAUAUAUCAGUUACAGUUCCAAGAGUAAGGUCUGGUAUUGAGCUAGACCGUAGUGGCUCGCCUGUAUUAUUUCGUGAGUGGAGUAAUAUGCAUCGUAGUGCUACAUACAGUGAAGAUGUAGGUAAGGUCGAAAAACAUAUACAAAGAUCUUCUACUAUGCCAGCUCAUAGUGCUAACGAGCAAGAUUACCAACAAAGUCCAAUCAAGUCUGCUUUAGGAUCUGCAUUUAAAAUACCGUUUUCUCAGUAUACUCCAACUAAAUUUUCGUUACCGCGUAAGUCCGACUUCCGUAUGGGUACCAACAUUAUUGAAAAUGCAUUCACUAAUCUCAGUUCAUCAAGUUUUUCUGGAAAAAAAUCAAAUGAGCUUUUAAUGGGCGGAUUGACUAGUUUAAAAAGUGCAGCUAAUACAAUGGUGAAAAAAUUUGAUGAAAUCAAAGAAGCAAUAUCUACAAAUAAUACCCCCAUAAAAGACUAUGUUCAAUGUCAAAGGGAAGAAGACAAUUGGAAUGGAGAUGACAAUGAUCAACAAUCAAAUGAGCCAAGUGUUAGACGUAAAAUAUCUAGUGAGAUAUCCUCCCUUGCUGUUGCUCAACACUUAGAUUCUUGGAGUUCUAAUUUAAUUGAUCUUUUUACUGAUGGCAACAGGAAAAGUAGUUCUACAAAUAUGAAUUCUGGUUGUGCAACAAUAGAUUCAUCACAAUUAAGUUUAUUCCAAGAAAAACUUUAUAAGCGCUCUAGUCAUACGCCUGAAUUGGUUGCCUUAGAAAUUGUUAUGACCACAUGUUCAAAAUGUCACAACUGUGGAUGUUUAAUGUUUGAUGAAKAAAUAAUGUCUGGUUGGGUUCCAGAUGAUUCUAAUUUGAAUACAAAAUGCAGGCUAUGUCAUAAGGAAGUAGUACCGUUUUUAACUAUUGAUGUCAUUGACUAUCGAUCAAAAAAUAGCAAUUUAACAGACGAAAAUAUUAUGCAUAAUCGAGAAAAUGUAGAUUUACUAACAGAAAACAAUGCAAGAGAAACAAUAAGUGAUGGGUAUAAAGCUGACACAAUAACAGUUCCUUAUUUAAAUCCACUUGUCUUGCGCAAAGAACUAGAGUCUAUUCUUGUGGCUGAAGGUGACGUUUCAUUAAUACACUCCAAGUUUGCUGAUGAACAUCCUAUAAUAUAUUGGAAUCUAGUCUGGGUAUUUGAAAGAAUAGCAGUACCAUCACAUAUUUCUGGUUUAUGUCUAAAUGCAAAUUGCAUACUAGGCGAUCGAGAUGUCAAUGAUUUUCAUGAUAUUUGGUCAGCUUGUGAUUCAUCGAAUGUAUUAAUAACAACUCUGUGGGACAAUCCUAAACUGUAUGAUGAUCUAGGUUCUCCAAUGUAUGUAUUUUGGUCUGAUGAAGAGUCUAAAGAGAGUUGUUUGAUUAGUGCUUUGGUCACUGAUCGCAAUACAGUACCUAAAAAUGUUAUGUCAAAAAUUAUAUCAAACAUUCGUCGUAACAAUCUAAUAGAUCCACUCAAAAAAUUAGCUCUCGAGAGGAAUAAAUUACGAGGAAACGAUUUAACGCAUAGUCAUUCUCUGUACAGAGACAUCCUGUUUUUAACGAUUACAGCAAUUGGUCGUGAAAACAUUGACAUUAGUGCUUUUGAUCAAGAGUAUUUAAUAGCUUUUGAAACUGUAUCAGAGAGCGAUUCUAAAUUAUUGUUAAAAUGUGAUAACCCAUUAUCAAUUGGAAGUCAGUAUUGUCGUCAUUUGUUCAAGGAACUUGAGCUUUCAAAUUACAAGUGA
Messenger RNA from Diuraphis noxia (Russian wheat aphid), 3842 nucleotides. It is a transcript of the gene Crag, whose product is annotated as DENN domain-containing protein Crag. Gene Ontology annotation, biological process: regulation of Rab protein signal transduction. NCBI's taxonomy places the organism in Eukaryota, Metazoa, Arthropoda, Insecta, Hemiptera, Aphididae. The record is from RefSeq and is a predicted model, not a curated record. Gene Ontology annotation, molecular function: protein binding. Gene Ontology annotation, cellular component: cytoplasmic vesicle.